Messenger RNA from Lepisosteus oculatus (spotted gar), 2702 nucleotides. RefSeq lists its product as uncharacterized. Gene Ontology annotation, biological process: cell division. Lineage: Eukaryota; Metazoa; Chordata; Actinopteri; Semionotiformes; Lepisosteidae. The record is from RefSeq and is a predicted model, not a curated record. Gene Ontology annotation, molecular function: protein binding.
GGAGAGUUUGUCCCAAUGUGGCUUCCGUAACAGCUGAAGACGUACUCGUGUGCUUCGACUUGUGUCCAGUGUGCGGUUGAUUCCUUAUGGUUUGAAUUCAGUUUAGGGCUGUUCGAUAUUUUCACGGACUAAAAGACAAUGGGGGGACAAGCUAAAAGAAAACAGACGAGUAAACCGAAAAGGAAACCGAGGGCCAGCAGCGGAGAAUCAGGGAUGGCGGAGCUAUCGGCGCAAGAGCGAAUGAAAUUAAAGAUGCAGGAGAGAGCAAAGAAGAAAACAGCUCAAAAAUACACCUCGGAGCAGCUGCUGCAAAAGACUGAAGAAUGCAUGGAUAACUUCGAUUUUGAAAUGGCGCAGAUGUUUUGCCAGCGUGCUUUAGACCUGGAGCCCACAAAUCUUAAGAUCCUGGAUAUGCUUGGCAACAUUUGUGCAGAGUUGGGAAAUAUGGAAAAGGCAAAACAGGUGUUCCUGAAGGCCGUGGAGCUCAGUCCAGAAGAAGGUCACAGCAAGUACAUGUACCUGGGACAGAUCCAUUCUGGGAUGGAAGCAGUGCAGUACUUCAGCAAAGGCAUUGAGAUCAUGCUCAACCUGUUUGAAAAACAGACACAAUUAGCAGGAUCAGCAGCAGCGGCAUUUUCAACCCACGGCCCUGAACUGACAAGCAAGGAUAUUUCUGUGGCUUUCUGUUCUGUCGCUGAAAUUUUCUUCACUGACCUCUGCAUGGAAGAAGGAGCAGCAGAGAAGUGCAAAGAAGCCAUUGAAAAAGCUCUGUACUACGAGCCUGCCAACCCUGAAGCCCUGCAGCUAAUGGCCAGCUAUCUCUUCAGCACUGAAAAGCCUCAGGAGGGGAAGGAGUUCCUAAUGAGAAGUGUUGCCUUGUGGCUUCCCAGCCUGCGAAAGGAUACCGAACCAUCGUCAGGGGAAGCACAAGAAGAAACAGAGAAUGCAGAAAGGAUGCAGAAUGAGAUUCCACCAUAUGAAUCCAGGAUAACCACUGCCAAGCUACUUAUUGAAGUCGAGGAAUAUGAGACCGCCACAGAAGUCCUUGAAAGCCUUUUAGAAGAGGAUGAUGAAGUUGUUCAGGUUUGGUAUCUGUUGGGGUGGGUGUGCUAUCUUCAAAAAGAGAAGACUGAGGAAGCUGAAGCUUUUAAGGAAUCUGCAAGAACCUAUCUCACAAAGGCCAAACGGCUGCAUGCGAAGCUGAAAUGUGACGACUCUCAGAUGCUGGAGCACACCGAACAGCUUUUGAGCGAGUUGGGCCCUGGUGAAGGGGUAGAAGGGUCAGAUGAAGAUGAUUUGGACAACGUCGAAGAUGACUUUGUGGAGAGCAGUGAGGAUGAAGCCAUGGAACAGUAACAUUUGGUGCGGAGGAUGUAGUGGUACUCCAUAUGAUCAAAAUGUCAGUUGCAUUUAACACUUGUUCUCAGCCAGUGAUGUAAUUUUCUUUUUUUCUUUAGUCAGUUUUAUACAGUUUUGUAUUCAUCCCCCAUAUUAAUAUUUUUAAGCAGAGACUUGCUUGCUUUACAGUAAGUGCCUUUUCAUACAAGCCUUAAUGAUUAAUGAUUAAACCUUUAGCGUGGAUUAAAUGUGUCAGUAAAAGAUAUUAGUUUCACAUUAAGUGAGAAUGGGAUCAACAGGGAAUCUUCUCAUGUAAUUUAUAAUUGGUUUGGAAUUAAUGAGACUUAUUAUGAAGACUAGUCUCCAAAUUAAUAAAGCAUCUGUUUCUCAGAAAGUAAAAUAAAAGAAAAAAAACUACAUAAUUACUGUUAUCAUGCCUCCAUUAAAGUGAUGUUUAUGAACAAUGAAGGCUUAAGUCUAUUUUAAGCCUACAAUUAUACAUAAUUUUCUGUUUUAAAAUGUAAAGGCUAAAAAAUGAAAAGGUGCACAAUCUCUUUAUUUACUUGACUAUUGAAUUCCAUAUGAGAUUUAAAAAAAACAUCCAGCUCUAUAGUUUCUGAAAGAAUAGCACAUUAGAAAAAUCAGUGCCUGAUUAAGAUGCACAGAGAAGGUUUGUAAAAUAUAAAAUACAUUAAAAGUCAAGGAAAUGUCCUUUUUUAUCACUUUGCUUCUGAUAAAAUAAUGUAUAGCUUUUACCUGCAUAUUAGGACAUGUUGUGUAUCAUUUUGUCAAUAUACUGUACUAUUAUCUAUCAAUCCUUUCAUAAUCGGAAUGUAGGCUGUAGGAAAUCAGAGCCCAUUCCUGAAACACAGGGCAGAAGGCAGUACCAUACCCCAGAUGAAACCCUUAGGGACACCCAGUAAUAUAGGUAAGAGGAAUCUGGACCACCUGGAGAACAGUGGCAGAAUAUACAGUACAAGCUCCACACACAAGUCACCUCUGUCCAGAAUCAAACCAAAGAUCAAAGUUGUGAAGCAACAGCACAAAUUGUGCAACCUUACUGCCCAAAAUACAGCUAGUACACAAAUGAUGAAUAGCUACAGACUAAUGCUGUAUUUUCUUUUUGUCUAAGAAACCUUACUUUUUCACAAUAAUUACAAUCGACUGUAACUUCACAAGGAAAAGCUCAUACUGAAGUCUGUUUUUUUUCUUUUUUGUUGUGCUGCAAAUAUUUUUUUCAUAAUCCUCACAGCCCACUGGAAGAAUUCUUUACAGCUUCCAUGAAUAAUUUCUGAUGGCAGAUUUUCAUGUUUUUUAGAAGCUACUGUUAUGUCUUUCUAUUGCAAUAAAAUGUCAAACAGAAA